This is a messenger RNA of Cercocebus atys (sooty mangabey), 2528 nucleotides long. It is a transcript of the gene LAIR2, whose product is annotated as leukocyte-associated immunoglobulin-like receptor 2. Bases 96 to 878 code for a protein of 260 amino acids. The record is from RefSeq and is a predicted model, not a curated record. The transcript is spliced from 8 exons. Lineage: Eukaryota; Metazoa; Chordata; Mammalia; Primates; Cercopithecidae.
CCCACAGGCAGGAGGCCCCUGGCCAGCACAUCCUGUCGGCUUGUGUCCUUGUACUGGUGCGUCCCAGGCCAGGCCGGACUGCUGGGACCAGGGCCAUGUAUCGUUACCCCACCGCCCUCCUGGGCCUAGUGCUCUGCCUGGCCCAGACGAUCCACACACAGGAGGGGCCCCUGCCCAGACCCUCCAUCUCGGCUGAGCCAGGCACCGUGAUCCCCCUGGGGAGGCCUGUGACCCUCCAGUGCCGGGGCCCGGUUGGCGUUUACGCAUUCCGCCUGGAGAGGGAGGAUAGACUUGAGUAUAAAGAUAAUUACAAUGUGUUUCGACUUGGUCCAUUUGAGUCCGAGGCCAGAUUCCGCAUCGACUCAGUAAGUGAAGCCAACGCCGGGCUUUAUCGCUGCAUCUAUUAUAAGACCCCUCGAUGGUCUGAGCACAGCGACUACCUGGACCUGGUGGUGAAAGAAACCUCUGGAGACACGGACUCCCCCGUCACAGAGCCCGACUCCUCAGCUGGACCCACGCAGAGGCCGUUGGACAACAGUCACAAUGAUCAUGCACCUGCUUCCCAAGGCCUGAGUGCUGAGCAUCUUUAUAUUCUCACCGGGGUCUCAGUGGUCUUCCUCUUUUGUCUCCUACUUCUGGUCCUCUUUUUCCUCCAUCACCAGAAUCAGAUAAAGCAGGACAAGGCCACAGUCAGUGGACUUCCUGAGAAGGACAGAGAGAUGGACACCUCGGCCCCGGCUGCAGGGGACCCCCAGGAGGUGACGUAUGCGCAGCUGGACCACUGGGCCCUCACACGGAGGACAGCCCAGGCUGUGUCUCCACAGUCCACAAAGCCCAUGGCUGAGUCCUGCACGUAUGCAGCCAUUGCCGGACACUGACCCCAGGCCCACCUGACCUCUACACCUGAGGAUGUAAAGUCACUCUAGGAAAAGGCUGAAGCGGCCAUUUGGAAGGCUUCCUCUUGGACUCAUCAUCAUCUGGAAAGCGAGUCAGGCAGCUGUCCAGGAGACAUGAGCUGGAGACGAGUUUUCUAACCAGCUUCCAGAAGUUUCCUUAACCAGGUGGUUCCUUCUACAAUUGACCAGCUCCUUGGAUAGACUGUGUUGCCAUUGAUUCCAGAGACUCAGAUACAUACACCUGACUACUUCUAGAAACGAAUCUCUAAUCAGCUGGCUGUUUCCAGACACCCAUCUACAAUUGUCUGGCUGUCUCUAGAACUCCAGCUACAGUUGUCUGGCUAUUUCUAGAGACACAGCUACAGUUGUGACUGUUUCUAGAGACCCAGCUGCAGUUGUCUGGCUGCUUCUAGAGACCCAGCUUUAUUCACCUGACUGUUUUCAGAGACCCAACUAUAGUCACCUGGCUAUUUUCAGAAACCCAGCCACAGGUUGUCUCCAGAGACCCUGCUACAAACACCCAGCUGAUCUGAUGAGCAGUGAAGCAGUCCCCCAGCUGGUCCUAGGUGUCUCCUGUGAAUCUCCAAUGACCCCAGAGACUUUGUUGGAAUGAUCUGCUCUCUGACCCUGAAGACCUUCCUAGAAGUGAAGAGCUAACCUUGAGACAGUGCUAUACAUUUACAGCUGAGAGCUAAGCCCGGUUCUCUGGGUCAUACUUUACUCUGUGCAUCAGUAAAUAAUUCUGAAGACAUCACACCUGGUGGCCCCAUGCCUGGUCCUGGGUGCACAGGUCAUCUGGGCCGAGUCUCUGCCUUCACAGUUGUUCAAAGCUGAGUGAGGGAAACAGGACUUACAAAGGACGUGUCAGCGUUUUCAUUUUAAAAUUGAGUGGACAAAGAUAGCAUAUAUUCCGGGUGUACAAUGGGAUAAUUUGAUAUACGUAUACAUUGCACAAUGAUCGCCAUAAUCAAAUUAAUGAGCACAGUUUUCACCACCCAUGCCGUACGCAAGACCUCCUGAACUUGCUCAUCACAGGACUCAGAGUUGGUGUCAGUAUUUUCAGAUGGAGCCUGUGUUUCAGGGAUGAAUGAGGGAGGUGUCUGAGGGACGUGUGGGUGGGUGCAGACAGAGAGCUGACCUCACCUACCCAAAGCUUUACACACACACACAAACAUGUAUACACUCACACGUGCACACAGCAUGCCCACACACUCACGUGUCCCAAGAGAGCCCUGAGUCCACUGCUGGAUGAGGCGUAUCCAAGUCUCCGCCCCACUUGUGUGGUCUCAUGUGGUCUCUCAACUCAGAUUAAAACAGGAAAUUACCCUGUGAGUCACCAGAGGGUGAGAGAAUCUCUGAGUUAAUUUGUGUUUAUCUUUAAAAACAAAACAAAAUGUAACAAAACAAAAGAAAACAAAAUAAAACAGUGCCAAGCCUGAAGUGGAGACUCAAACAGGCACGGCUCCUGGUGGGGCCCUGCCUGGAAAGGACUGCACAGGUAAACAAAUAUCAGAACAUCAUGUUCUACCCUCUAAAACAGACUGCUAUGAUCUAUCAAUGAGAAGGAAGAAUAUCCAAAAAUCCCGGAAAACCGGAACCAAAACAAAAACAGAAAAGGCACUUGUAGGCCUU